Molecule: messenger RNA, 539 nt
Organism: Danio rerio (zebrafish)
Lineage: Eukaryota; Metazoa; Chordata; Actinopteri; Cypriniformes; Danionidae
Gene: ndufc2
Product: NADH:ubiquinone oxidoreductase subunit C2
Biological process (GO): mitochondrial electron transport, NADH to ubiquinone
Cellular component (GO): mitochondrial inner membrane
Source: RefSeq, marked provisional
GGAUUUUCAGUUCCGCCUAAACAUUGCCCUUGGUUUUUUAUGAGGAGAUAGAGAAAGUUCAAGGUUUUAACCUCAGAAUAAGACCUGUUUUUCGGGAAAAUGGGACUCGUGCCUGAUGAAGCGAAGGGGUUGCCUCCCCCGGGGAUCGUCAACAGAAACUCAGUGUGGCUCGGACUGUUGGGCUGGGCGAAUGCCGUGCUACACAACAGCGUGAACCGAAGACCUGCGCUCAAAGCCGGUGUUCAUCGUCAAGUUCUGUGCAUCACCAUUGGGUGGUUCAUUGGUUAUCAUCUCACAAAAUAUGAAAAGUUCAAGUAUGCCAAAUUGGACAGGGACAUGUCUGAAUACAUCCGGCACCAUCCUAAUGAAUUUGAACAGAAAGAACGGAAGACAUUUGCUGAGAUUGUGGAGCCUUUUCAUGCCAUCCGUUGAAUCCGUUGAUGUGAAGACCUGUAAAAAUGCUUUAACAGGGUUUACUGUUAAAAAUUCUCAUAUGUUAUGUUCUUAAUGACAAUAAACUAUUUUGGGGAAAAACAGGA